GAGAGAGGAGGGAGCGAGAGAGACUGACAGAGCGAGAGGAGAGCAGAAGAAGAAGGGAUCGUAGGAGAGGAGAAAUGGACAGCCAAAAAACGCAGCGAUUGCAGAAUUUUUGCAGCGCCAUUGGUUCGGCAUCCGGUCCUUAGGCUGGGGCGUGAUUUCAGCACCAAGGGGGACUGGACAGCACCCAGAAGGGGACUCCUGGGCACAGAGCAACGGCAGCAGCAGCAAGGAGCCCGGCUUUGCAACAGAAAAGCAAGGUCAGUCCGAAGCAAAGCCAUGCACACAGGCAGCUCUUCUCUACCACCGCUGCACUCCCUGCCUGCUUCUCUCUAACAUGCAGUGGCUGCUUAUAAUUGCUAGCAUUAUUCCUGUUCCAAUUAGCGAAACCGGCCAACAGAGAUCUACUUAGCUUUUUUCGGGAGGCUUCAGGAGGGGUUGAGGAGGGGGAUUUUUUCUACUUUUUCCUUUUUUUCCUUUUCUUUUCUUUUCUUUGUUUUCCUUUUUUUUUUUUUUUUUUUUUGCGUGCCUUGCAGUACGUGCCUGGAUAGUUUGUGGAUAUAAUUAUUGACUGGUGACUGGGCUGUUGCAGUGUAUGUGGGGGGAAGAGAAAGGGAUAAAGGAGAAAAGAAAUCGCCCCCCACCCCAGCCUCCCUACCCCCCACACGUCCCCCUCCUUUGGUGGUGGUUCGGACAUCUCCUCUCUCGAAUGAACUGGAAUUGUUUUCGGUGUGAGGAUGAUGGUUGCUGUUACUUUGUGAUGACAUCGGGGAUGAAUUGUUCGGUUUAAAAAUGCUGCUUUGGAUUCUGUUGCUGGAGACGUCUCUUUGCUUUGCUGCUGGAAACGUUACAGGGGACGUUUGCAAAGAGAAGAUCUGUUCCUGCAACGAGAUAGAAGGGGAUUUGCACGUAGACUGUGAGAAAAAGGGGUUUACCAGCCUGCAACAUUUCAGCGCCCCAACUUCCCAGUUUUACCAUUUAUUCCUGCAUGGAAAUUCCCUGACUCGACUUUUCCCUAAUGAGUUUGCUAACUUUUACAAUGCAGUCAGUUUGCACAUGGAAAACAACGGUUUGCAUGAAAUUGUUCCUGGGGCUUUUCUAGGGCUUCAGCUUGUAAAACGUUUGCAUAUAAACAACAAUAAGAUAAAAUCGUUCAGGAAACAGACUUUCCUGGGGCUGGACGAUCUGGAAUAUCUCCAGGCAGAUUUUAAUUUAUUAAGGGAUAUUGACCCGGGAGCAUUUAGGGAUUUAAACAAGCUGGAGGUGCUGAUUUUAAAUGACAACCUCAUCAGCACCUUACCUGCCAACGUGUUUCAGUAUGUGCCGAUCACCCACCUCGACCUCCGGGGAAACCGACUUAAAACCUUGCCUUAUGAGGAGGUCCUGGAGCAGAUCCCAGGCAUUGCUGAAAUUCUGCUGGAAGAUAACCCUUGGGACUGCACUUGUGAUCUGCUAUCCCUGAAGGAGUGGCUGGAAAAUAUACCCAAAAAUGCUUUGAUCGGCAGAGUCAUUUGUGAAGCUCCUACUAGGUUGCAGGGCAAAGAUUUGAAUGAGACCACAGAGCAAGAGCUGUGCAGGAAAAACAGAGUGGAUUCUAGUCUAGCUGCUCCCCCUGCCGAAGAGGAAACCUGUGAUCCUGGUCCCAUUCCAACCCCCUUUAAAAUACAUGGCAUAGAAGAUCCUGCCACUCCCGGAUCUGCUCCAAACGGAGGUACAAAGAUCCCAGUCAACUGGCAAAUCAAGACCCGACCCACUGCUGCGGGCUCGACAAUUAGCGUGAAAAACAAGCUACCGACUAGCAUGCCCUGUCCGGAGAUCUGCAGCUGCGAUCAGAUCCCUGGCUCGGGUUUAAAGGUUAAUUGCAACGAAAGAAAUGUGAGCAGUUUGGUAGCUUUGAAACCCAAGCCGUCCAAUGUGCAGGAGCUGUUUCUGAGAGACAACAAAAUACAUACAAUCAGGAAAUCCCACUUUCUGGAUUACCGGAAACUUAACCUAUUGGAUCUGGGGAACAACAACAUCGCUACUGUGGAGAACAACACCUUCAAGAAUCUCUUCGAGCUCAGGUGGCUCUACAUGGAUAGCAACUACUUGGACACUUUGUCCCGCGAGAAAUUCACCGGGCUGCAGAACCUAGAGUAUCUGAAUGUGGAGUUUAAUGAGAUCCAGUUGAUUCAGCCCGGCACCUUCAAUGUAAUGCCCAAGCUCCGAGUCCUAAUCCUCAACAACAACCUGCUGAGGUCCCUUCCCGUGGAUGUGUUCGCUGGGGUCUCGCUUUCCAAGCUGAGUAUACACAAUAACUAUUUCAUGUAUCUCCCGGUGGCGGGGGUAUUGGACCAGCUCACGUCCAUCACCCAGAUCGAUCUGCAUGGCAACCCGUGGGACUGUUCAUGCCCGAUUGUGCCUUUCAAACAGUGGGCAGAGAUGCUGCGCCCCAAGGUGGUCAUGAGCGAUCUGAGGUGUGAAUCCCCAGAGGAUUUCUUUAAGGAGGAUUUCGAGUCCCUUGCCAACGACGUUAUUUGCCCGCAGCUCAAAAUAUCGCCCACCUUCACUUCCAAUAACAAAAACAGCACCGGGUUGGCAGAGACAGGGACUCACGCCAACUCCUACCUAGAGACCAGCCGGGUCUCCAUUUCGGUGCUGGUCCCAGGACUCCUGCUGGUUUUUGUCACCUCCGCAUUCACAGUAGUUGGCAUGCUAGUGUUUAUCCUGAGGAACAGAAAGCGUUCUAAGCGGAGGGACGCCAACUCAUCUGCAUCUGAAAUCAAUUCCUUACAGACAGUCUGCGAUUCUUCUUACUGGCACAACGGACCCUACAAUGCAGAUGGAGCCCAUAGAGUUUAUGACUGUGGCUCUCAUUCUCUAUCAGACUAAGGACUGGGGUCGGACAGGGGGCGAAAAAAGUAGGAAGCCAAUUCAAUUUUGCAGCGAGCAAUCCAGUGAUUAAAGAAUCCCUGAUCUGUGUAUUGCUGUCUCGUCUGCUAACGUCACUGCUAAAUAACGACAAGGGACGGUUCUUAACCCAAACUACCUUCUGUGAAAAUAACACACACACACAAAGCAAAAACUGUGGCGUAUUUCAGUGAGUGAAGGCCGGUUUUUUCAACGGACCCUUUAAGUAUAGCGACACUGAGGCGGUGCUUCGUGCAUCUGACUGUGUACUACCUUAGUUUGCAAUGGAAAGCAAGGUUCAACUUGGUUAAAGUCUUGCAGGGGUACCAUUGUUUUGUGGAUUAACCCAGUGUGGAUGGGCGGCGGUGGGGGGGGGGAGGGAACCUGGACGGUGGCCUCCUCCCCUUGAUAACAAAGCAGGAGUGAAACGUUGCACGAAGGCAUGAAUGUAAUGUAAAUAAACGACUGAUUAAAACAAACAAACAAAAAAAGUGCUGCAUGGCUCGCAUGGAUACAACGCACCCUAAGGACGCUCCUCCAGCACCCAACUGGAAACAGCGUCUAGUUCACACCACCAUCCCUCUUACCUGAUAAGUCCCAUCGUAUCAAACUUUCUAUAUACAAAAUACAGUAUAAUAAUAAAAAAGUGCCAUUUCGCCAUAUUUUGUGUGAUCGAUAGGCAGUAGAUAGAGAUCGUACUUUUACUGUGGAAACAAACAAAUGUAAAGAUUUUAUUUAAGACAUAUUUGCAUGGAUAUUCUCAUUGGUUCAUUUUCUGAGUUGAGGGUGGGGAUUUACUUUGUUGGGUGAAGUUCUUCUUUUUGGUUCGGUUACCGCUUUUUCUUUUUAAAUAUACAUAUCCAACAAUGCCUUUCCAUCUGAAUGUAAAAUUUAGUACCCUUGAUUUCUAUUAUGGUAACCGUGUAAACAUUCAAACAAAAACAAAAACAAAAAUAAGAGGCAGUAAAGCAUGACCAAUUAAUGUCACUCUAGUGCUUAGGCUGCAAAGUUUAAUGGUAGACAAUUGUGUGCUGUUGUAAAUCUUACUAUAACUUGAGGAAAUCAGAACUGAGGAAGCAAGUGAAACUUACUAAUUCUAUUCGAGGAUUUUAUAAUGGCAUAUUUUUUCAGUAUUAAAGUGAAAAUGUUUUCAA
Messenger RNA from Trachemys scripta elegans, 4040 nucleotides. RefSeq names its product SLIT and NTRK like family member 1 (gene SLITRK1). The coding region runs from base 790 to 2868 and encodes 692 amino acids. The record is from RefSeq and is a predicted model, not a curated record. The transcript has a single exon. Gene Ontology annotation, molecular function: protein binding. Gene Ontology annotation, biological process: positive regulation of synapse assembly; axonogenesis; regulation of presynapse assembly. Gene Ontology annotation, cellular component: postsynaptic density membrane; glutamatergic synapse; GABA-ergic synapse. Lineage: Eukaryota; Metazoa; Chordata; Testudines; Emydidae.